GCGACCAAGGACCCGCCCAGGCCACUCUUUUAGGCAAGCGCGGGGCGGGCCCGGCCGGGGGCGGUGCCGCGCACAGGCUCCUAUAAGGAGCUGUCCGCCACCCCGGUGCUGAAUCCAGCUCUAACGCCGGAACGAGGUGCUUUUGGCUAUUGCUGGAGCUGAGUGCCCAGAGCUGCCCUCGAGUUUGGAUUUGAACCGUUAAGGAAGGAGAUCCGGAGGAAUAAGACGCAGAUGAGGAAGGCGAGCACAGAAAGGGGCAGUUGAAGGAACUAUAAACCUCCGUCGCAGCUCGCAGCUCCGAGGAAGCCCUGCCACUGUUUCGGUGGAGCGUCUGAGGAGCAGGAUGGAGUAAAGGAGAAGAGUGUCUGUUCAAGGGGGGUGGGAGGGGGUUCGGCGGUGCGGAGGAGAGAAAACAGAGACAGAAAGGAAAAAGAGAGAAAAGCCAAAGCUGUUGCCUGCGAAUUUGGAAUUCGAUUGGAAGAGAUCGUUCACUCGGGGAAAUGGAUUCUGUACCAAGACUGACCAGCGUUUUGACUUUGGUGCUCUCUGGCUUCUGGCAUUUAGGAUUAACAGCAACAAAUUACAACUGUGACGACCCAUUGGUCUCCUUCCUCUCACCAAUGGCUUUCUCCAGCUCCUCAGAUCUCACUGGAAGUUCCAGUCAGGCUCAAUUGAACUGGAGAAUGGGAACUGGUGGUUGGUCCCCAGCAGAUUCCAAUGCCCAACAGUGGCUCCAGAUGGACCUGGGCAGCAGAGUGGAGAUUACGGCAGUGGCCACGCAGGGAAGAUACGGGAGCUCUGACUGGGUGACAAGCUAUCGCCUGAUGUUCAGUGACACAGGCCACAACUGGCAGCAGUACAAGCAAGAAGACAGCGUCUGGACAUUUGCAGGAAACAUGAAUGCUGACAGUGUGGUGCACCACAAGCUGCUCCACUCUGUGAGAACCCGCUUUGUUCGCUUUGUGCCAUUGGAGUGGAAUCCGAGUGGGAAGAUUGGCAUGAGAGUGGAGGUCUAUGGAUGCUCCUACAAAUCGGAUGUUGCUGACUUUGACGGCAGGAGCUCGCUUUUGUACAGGUUCAAUCAGAAGAUGAUGAGCACCCUCAAAGACGUGAUUUCCCUGAAGUUCAAGAGCAUGCAAGGAGAUGGGGUUCUGUUCCAUGGAGAAGGACAACGUGGAGACCAUAUUACCCUGGAGCUCCAGAAGGGCAGGCUAGCCCUGUACCUGAACCUGGAUGACAGCAAAGCCCGACUCAGCAGCAUCGCGCCCUCUGCCGUGCUGGGUAGCCUGCUGGAUGACCAGCACUGGCACUCGGUUCUCCUGGAGCGCGUGGGCAAGCAGGCGAACUUCACUGUGGACACGAACACGCAACACUUCCGGACCAAGGGGGAGACCGAUGUCCUGGAUAUCGACUAUGAGCUCAGUUUUGGAGGAAUUCCAGUGCCAAGCAAACCUGGGACCUUUUUAAAGAAAAACUUCCAUGGCUGUAUUGAAAACCUCUACUACAAUGGAGUGAACAUAAUCGACUUGGCCAAAAGACGCAAACACCAAAUCUACUCUGUGGGCAAUGUCACUUUUUCCUGCUCAGAACCACAGAUAGUCCCCGUCACAUUUGUCAACUCCAGAAGCAGUUAUUUGCUGCUGCCCGGCACCCCCCAGAUUGAUGGACUGUCAGUGAGUUUCCAGUUUCGAACAUGGAACAGGGAUGGUCUGCUUCUGUCCACAGAGCUCUCUGAAGGCUCAGGGACCCUGAUGCUCAUGCUGGAGGGUGGGACUCUGAGGCUCCUGAUUAAGAAAGAGGCAGGACAUGGAACUGAAAUCCUUACAGGCAGUGACUUGAAUGAUGGCCUGUGGCACUCAGUCAGCAUCAAUGCCAGGAGAAACCGUGUCACCCUCACACUGGAUAAUGAUGCUGCUUCCCCGGCUGCAGACACCUCCCAGCUGCAAAUUUACUCUGGAAAUAGUUACUACUUUGGAGGGUGCCCCGACAAUCUCACCGAUUCCCAAUGCUUAAAUCCCAUUAAGGCUUUCCAAGGCUGCAUGAGGCUCAUCUUUAUUGAUAACCAGCCCAAGGACCUCAUUUCAGUUCAGCAAGGUUCCCUGGGGAAUUUUAGUGAUUUACACAUUGAUCUGUGUAGCAUCAAAGACAGGUGUUUGCCAAACUACUGUGAACAUGGAGGACGCUGUGCCCAAUCCUGGACUACCUUCGACUGCAACUGUAGUGAAACUGGUUACACGGGCGCCACCUGCCAUGACUCCAUCUAUGAGCAGUCCUGUGAGGUGUACAGACACCGAGGGAAUAAAGCUGGCUUCUUCUAUGUUGAUUCUGAUGGCAGCGGGCCGCUGGGACCUCUCCAGGUGUACUGCAAUAUCACUGAGGACAAGAUCUGGAUGAUGGUUCAGCAUGACAACACAGAACUGACUCGGGUACAGGGUUCCAACCCUGAGAAGCCUUAUACCAUGACCUUAAACUAUGGGGGCAGUAUGGAGCAGCUGGAGGCUCUGAUUGAUGGCUCAGAGCACUGUGAACAGGAGGUGGCAUAUCACUGCAGGAGAUCUCGCCUGCUUAACACACCAGAUGGAGCCCCAUUCACCUGGUGGAUUGGGAGAUCCAAUGAAAGACACCCUUACUGGGGAGGUUCUGUUCCUGGAGUCCAGCAGUGUGGGUGUGGCCUAGAGGAGAGCUGCCUGGAUGUUCGCCACUUUUGCAAUUGUGAUGCAGACACAGAUGAAUGGACAAAGGAUACUGGUUUUCUUACCUUCAAAGAUCACUUGCCUGUAACUCAGAUAAUUAUCACUGAUACCAACAGAUCAAACUCAGAAGCCGCUUGGAGAAUUGGCCCUUUACGUUGCUAUGGUGACCGACACUACUGGAAUGCCGUUGCCUUUUCUACUGAAGCUUCUUACCUCCACUUUCCUACCUUCCAUGCGGAAUUCAGCGCUGACAUUUCCUUCUUUUUUAAAACCACCGCUUUAUCUGGAGUUUUCCUAGAGAACCUUGGCAUGAAAGACUUCAUCCGACUUGAAAUGAGCUCUGCUUCUGAGGUCACAUUCGCCAUUGAUGUUGGGAAUGGCCCUGUCGAGCUCCUUGUCCAGUCUCCUUCUCCUCUGAAUGACAACCAAUGGCAUUUUAUCCGGGCUGAGAGGAACCUCAAGGAGACCUCCCUGCAGGUGGAUAACCUUCUACGGAGUACAAGGGAGACCUCAGAGGAAGGCCAUUUCCGACUUCAGCUGAAUAGUCAGUUGUUUGUAGGAGGGACAGCGUCAAGACAAAAAGGGUUUCUUGGAUGUAUCCGCUCUUUACACUUGAAUGGGCAGAAAGUAGACCUGGAAGAGAGGGCAAAGGUCACGUCUGGAGUCAGACCUGGCUGCCCAGGUCACUGCAGCAGCUAUGGAAGCAACUGCCACAAUGGGGGCAAGUGUGUGGAAAAGCACAGUGGCUACUCCUGUGACUGCACCAACUCACCAUAUGAAGGGCCUUUCUGUCAGAAAGAGAUUUCAGCUCUUUUUGAUUCUGGCAGCUCAGUUACAUACAUGUUUCAAGAACCAUACCCGGUGACCAAGAACACAAGCCUCUCGUCUUCAGCUAUCUACACAGAUACAGCCCCAUCCAAGGAAACCAUCACACUGAGCUUUGUGACAGCAUGGGCCCCCAGCCUCUUGCUCUUCCUCAAUUCCUCUUCUCAGGAUUUUCUGGCUAUUCUGCUCUGCAAGAAUGGAAGUUUACAAGUUCGCUAUCGGCUAAACAAGGAAGAAAGUCAUGUGUUCACCAUCAGCACAGAGAACUUGGCCAACAGAAGGGUGCAUCAGGUGAAGAUUAGCCGAGAGGGGCCAGAGCUUUCCAUUCAGGUGGACCAGCAACUCUUCAGCUAUAACUUCUCCCCAGAAGCUGAGUUCAGGACAGCAAGGUCACUUACUCUAGGCAAAGUCACAGAGCCUCUUGGGUUGGAUCCAGAAGUUGCUAAAGCAAACACCUUGGGUUUUGUUGGAUGCCUUUCUUCAGUCCAAUACAACCACAUAGCCCCAUUGAAGGCAGCCCUCCGCCAUGCCAGCAUUGCACCUGUGACUGUCCAAGGGACCUUGACAGAAUCCAACUGUGGCUCCAUGGUGGACUCUGAUAUGAAGGCAGUGACCACUGUGCAUUCUUCAUCAGAUCCCUUUGGAAAGACAGAUGAGCGUGAACCACUCACAAAUGCAGUCCGGAGUGACUCCGCAGUCAUUGGAGGUGUCAUAGCAGUGGUGACGUUUAUCACCUUUUGUAUCAUCGGCAUCAUGACCCGCUUCCUCUAUCAGCAUAAGCAGUCACACCGCACCAAUCAGAUGAAGGAGAAGGAAUACCCAGAGAACUUGGACAGUUCCUUUAGAAAUGACAUUGACUUGCAAAACACAACCAGCGAGUGCAAACGGGAAUACUUCAUCUGAGAUGCCACAGGGUCACCUGGUCCUCUAUUUUUGUGGGUCCCCCCCACUUAUUUUCUCUUCUCUUUCCUGUCUUUUAAUUUAGGUAUUCUCUUUCUCUCUUUCGCCAUUAAUUUUUCUGGAACACACCUGCAUCCACCGAGAGCAUUGAUCUCCUUCACCCAGCUCAGGAGAUCAGGUAGCUGUAGCUACUGUAGUCCACUGAUAUAGGCAUCAUUGUGAAAGUGAGCACUGGAGACACAGAUUUCACUGCUGUCAACAGGGAAGAACACGUGUGUACAUGUGCAUAUUUGAUGUUUGUGGUUGAGUUUUUAAACUUCACUCUGCAGUUUCUCAGGCACUUGGUCUUGCCAGCUCCCUUUAGACUGGAGUUCUGCGGUGUUGGCCUUUAACAAUUGUCUCCAACACGCUGCCCCAUACCAUAUGGUAGGCGCUAUGGCCUGAGAGGAGAAAAGUGGUAGGUGUGUGUGUGUGUGACAGAGACAGACAGAGUCAGGUCAUCCUUUAAGCAAAGAGUCUAUUAGGGAGCCCAAUAGAGCAGGAGGGAAUGAAGUAAAUCCACCCAGAGAAAGCAAUGUUUGUUCUUUUUAGGUCCUUGUGAUAGGGUAGAGAGGUUGGGAGACAUUAUGACACAAAAGAAAUUCUUCUAAAGCAGACAUCAUCUAACCAGUCUUAGAGACAUUUAUUAUUUAUUUUUUAUUUUGCUUGUUUUUUCGUUCUGUUUUUUUUUUUUUUUUUUUUUUUUUUUUUUGUGGCUGAAACAGGUAUUUGUAAAGUAGCCAGGACAUUCUUUCCUAAGACACCAAUUAAAGAGCAAUGAGCUGAGUGAGUGUGAGACCCCUGGCAAGGCCACAGUCAUAUGUCCUGUCUUUAGUUCUCCAUUUACGACUUAAAUAUCUGGAAAAAUCUGACUCCAUGUGGGCACAGGGAAACUUGGCUCCCUUGAGAGCUGUGGAGAGAGAGGGUCUAUGUCUGUCUGAUGUGGGAGCCCUUCAUAACACCUGUGAAAACAAAGGGACUGUACUUAGAGAGCCUAGGUUAUAAGAACACCCAGCUGGGGGACCCAGAGCAGAAGGAGACUCUUCUGGCCUGUUUGUUUUGGUAGCAUUUUGCAAGCAAGCAGAGACAUCUGUGUUAGUUUAAUGUUGACACCAUAAGUAUCCACCGACUCCAUUCAUCACCCUUUCCAUAGAGUUUCAGUACUUUCCAAUAUGGAAUAACUGAGCAUUUACUGAGUUAUCUAUGGAAUAGCGAGCAGUUACUUUGUGCCUCUCUUGCUGUUCUGGUUUGAGUCAUGGAUUCAGUACCCUGAAACCAGGAAGCGUCAAGAAAGCUGUGAGGAAGUAGCUGCUCCCAGAACUUUACAACUGCCUUCUCUACUUUACUAGAACAUGUUAGCUGGGUUAUUCCUAAGAUUGCUAUAUUGAAGAAAAAAUAUACAUGUGUCUGUAUUGUGGCAGCACAAACAGAAUUCAAAUAAAAGUCUAAAUUGGUUCCAUGAAAAAUGUUUAGGCCCUCUUAGCUCAUGGUGGAGGAGAACUGAGAAAAAAAAAAAAACAUAAGGAAAAGAGGGGCAAGAAAGGUGAGAAAUAUCCGGCUGAUUAAUCCCCAUCCAUCCACUCCAGUAAAAACAGAAUGUGCAGGGAAGCAGGAGUCACAUUCUAGAACACAUGUUACUAGUUCAUUGACAACAGAGCUCUUUUCCACAAGGCAAGAGCCUGGCUUUUGUGUGUGACAGUGUGGCCACCUCUAGCUCAGGGGAUUUGAGGGAAGCCCUUAGUUUCUGAAUCACAUCACAUUUCCGAGUCUGCACCCAUGUACACAAAGUUGCCUGUGCACUCACCUUCCUUGCCUAAAUAAGGUAGUAAUGCAUCAGGCUUGGUGUUCUUUUGGUAGAAAAGCAUAUAGUUAAUUCAAAAAGGCAUCUCAAAUUUAUCCAUGGUGUGUAAUCCUUAUCAUUUUUUAACUCUGCCAUUGGAUCACCGUGGAAUAAAGACAAGGGAAAAACAACCACCCAAACACUUUAGGACUUAGGAAAUGCUAGAAGAUCCUUUUCAGUUCUCUUUGGAGGGCAGACCUGAUUUGCAAAGCAGUUGCCCUGACAGUCAGUAGGUCAUCCAUCUUAGAGAGUGUCCUACUUCUGAUUGUUCAGCAUUUCCCUGGACAAGAGGUACACAGUGAAGCCCUCACUGGCUUCAUCCAGGUUCCCAUCUGGACCUUUUCUUCCCUUGCAGAGCUACAGAGGUAAGGAUUGGGUGAGGCAUCACAAUCCACAACUCUGAGAUAUUGUCCUAAAUACAAGUUCUUUCCUUAAAAUUUUCUAUGAAUUCUUACACACCCUUUUCCUCUUUUAGGAUAUUGCUAUCCUUUUGCUAGUGAAUUUAUUUUAAAGCAAUUAUAACAAAGAUGUCCUUUUUAAUUUUUCUAUCUUUAAUAUGACAUAUAAUCAUCUAAUAAAAUGAGAGGUACUGAAAGUCUAUUUCCCUAUUCCCUUCAUUCCCUGUUCUCCAAUUUCUACUUUUGGAUUUUCUGGCUCUAUAAAUGUUGUAUAAAUCACCCUUUUGCUUGGCUGCAUAUUUCCCUGCCUCCAGAAAUGAAAGUCAUGCUGAAAUUUAGCCCUAAGCACCUCUAGUAACAAAACAACAGGUAAGGGAGAGUAACCAUGUCGGAACACUUUCUAACUGGAAUCCUCAGAAGCACGCGCCAUAUUUUUCUGGCAUGAUGUGAUUGGAUAAACAUGGAAGUACAAGACAAAUCAGUAUGUAUGGUUCCCUCAUCCACAAAUAUGUACUUAGAGAUAAUCAUGUAGGGAAAUGUGUGAUGCCAGUCUCUGCCCUCUGCAUAGCACACACUGGCUUCAUCCCUGGAUGUGCAGGCCAUGCAUACCAGGACACUGGGCAUGUAGACCAAAUGGUGGAUGCAUGCCGAGAUGGUGUAUUUUCAUAAGUAGUCUCAGGGCAAAAUCAGAAUUUCUUCAUAACCCCAUAACACACACCAGGUGGAAAAUCUAGCACUCUACAUUCUACUAUGCUGAAUGCACAUCACAGCUAGAAGCAGGAGUAUGUUUCAGGGUUGGUGGCAAUAUCUGUUUGGUUUAUGUAGUUUUUCAGUUGUCUUUUCCACUUUCAAACAAUUACAACCUAAAACAAGAGUAAGAGUGUUCUAAUCCUCCUUUAGCUGCCACUUCCCUUGAUGGGAUACAGGUUUUGUGAUGCCUCCCAGUAUAUAAUUAUAUACUACUCAGUCAUUGAUGCCUGCUGUUGACAAAAAUAAUUUGUGGAAUAUGGGCCUUUACAGUAAGACCAAAAACACCUGUGUAAUAUCCCAUCCUAAGGUGCUGUUCCAUUGAUAUUAUUCCACUGAACAAAUCUAUUAAUGUAAGCAACGGUAUGGUUUCUUACCCUAAAAGACUUUUAGCAACAGUUGUGAUAUUCAGUUCAUGCAUAGGGUAGACUGCUGUGGUUUCUCCAAGAAUUAGGCCAGGAAAAUAGAUAUUUGUCAUUUUCUGGAUGUCUAUUUCAUAAAUAGAUUAGCUCAUGUUCAUCUGAAGAACUCUGGAGCUGAUAUUUUACAACUUUGUUUUCUUUAGAAAUCAGAAGUGGCACUAUCUCAAAUCUCAACUUUUGUCAGAAUCCUGACUGCCAUAUCAUAGGAGAAGCAGGACCACAACUAAAUGAGUAUGCAGUUCUCUUUCCCGUAUUCAGUCACAAGACAUAUGUAAAACAUCUGACUCCCAAGUGUUGUUAGAUAUACAAAUAUUUACUGUCCCUGAGGACUUAAAGUGCAAUCUUACAGCAACAAAAGUGCACACAGCACAAGGGAGCAGAGAGCAAGGACUAGGCACAGAUAAUUUGCAAACCACUUUCCAGAGAGUUCUAAAAGCCAACACAUUUUUGGGCAAUUCUUAUAAUUUUGUGUCUUAUUUAUUAAUUCUAACAGAAAUGAUUGCUUUUUUUGUCUUCCUCAAACAAGGUAACUGAUCAUGCAGAUGAACUUCUGUAGAGGGUGGUAAAUGGGCUCUUUGGACAGAGAAAGAAUAAAGGUCCCUGUAUCUGAUACACUUUCUUUAAAGAGGGUUUACUUGGUAGCCCUGGAAGGUCUGAGACUCUCUAUUGUAAACUCACAGAGAACCACCUAAUUCUGCCAAAGUGUGGACCACCAUCCUGCCUAUGUCAGAUAUUUGAAAGGGUGCUAAGUUCUCUAUGUUCUCAUGUCAGUUCCAGUUAAGACUUUCCACAUAUAUGCCCUCUGUAUAUGGCAGACCUGUGUAAAGACUGGAGACAGAAAAGAGCAGUCUCCAAUUCUGCCCCCCUCUGAUUUCACUUUUUUGGUGGAUAUUCACUUAUGGCCAUGGCUCUUUUAGGUCUGCCUUAAGCUGGUUGGUAUUCCGCCAUUUUUAACACUCCUCAUUCUGCCCUAAAGAACCAUUUGACUAUGUUUAGGUAAAUCUCUGGGAACUAGAAAUUAUUUAUUGAGUGAAUAAUUUAUUGAUGUGUUUUCCAUCUAAAUGAGGUCAAACUUCUGUGUUCUACAUGAAUGUUUCCAAACCUGAAGAUCAUGCAUGCUCUCUCUCUGCACAAUAUCACCUCAAUUAGAAGACUCACAUUAAGAAGUUGUUUCAUAACAUCCACGUGGUAUCCAUGGACUUGGGCACCAAGCCUGGGGAACUCAUGCUUGGUUUGUUUGUCUACCAACUGCUUCACUUCUUUUGAAUUCCCUAGAGCUACAAUCGUCAACCUUGCUGCACCAGCAGUCUGGCAAGAGGCUCUUGAGGCACCUCUAUAAUUCUGCCACUCAUUAAUUCCUGAAGCAAUUGUUUGGGUUUGUUUUGUCCUCAACUGACCCAGAGGCCAAGUUUCAACUAAAUAAAUAAAGAAGCGAUGUUGUACCUGUAAGUGGCAAAGGAGGUUAAUGGAAGGAUGGUAUGGGCAAACUCAAACAUGCUUGAGUUCUUGAAGCAUGCCUGAGUGCUGUUUCAUGUCUCUCAUGCAGGUUGGAAAUGUUUUCUUUAAAAGAUGCACAGUGUAUCUGAAUCACUUCUUUACCAGUUUGGGGGGGCUUUCUUCACCUCUCUUCUGGCCUUACCCAGUCUUCCUGUAGUCAUUUAUUUUGAAAAUGUUAGUUGUUAUUCUUUCUCAGCUUUGUGUUCACAAAUUCUAACCUAAAAGGGGAGAAGAUAACACACACACACACACACACACACACACACACACACACACACACACACACACACACGAGUAAAAAUGAAUAGGGCUGUUCUUCAAACAUUAUCCAGGAAACUAUAUAACUAUAUGCAUACCUACUUUGUAGGAAGAGAAAGUAUGACCACUUUGUGUUGGAAAUUCUUUAAAUGACUUAUACAGGGUUCUAAUGAUUGUUUUGCUAUUUUUUAGUAAUUUCAACCCUCUUAUUUUGCACUAAGGUACUUGGGGGAGAGUGAGAAGCACGUGUAGUAGUGAAACAGUGUACUUUGUGAGCUAGUCCUCUGUCAUUUGUGAAGUUUAUUGUCUACAAAGUGGUGAAGUGGACACAAGCAGCUUAGGUAACAGUGGGCUUUUGUGUUAAACCAGAUUUGAUGGGAGCUUGUCAAGGAGGAAGAGGGUAUUCAUGGAGCAAGCAAUGGCUGCUGGAGGCUAAAAGGGCCAGAGCUUCCACCAUGAAGUAAGGAUGGCUCCUCUCCCCACUUUCCUGGCUCCUAACUCAGGAGUCUCUUUCAUGAAUUUGUCUUAUACCUUAGGAAGAGGCAAUAUUACAGGCCCUGCAUGAGAAAUGUGUUACUCAUCUUUACACGGCAUUUUCACCCUACCCCUGUGGUUUUCAAGUUUUAUGUUUCACUAAUACAGUCCAGGGAUGCUUUGGAAUUAUCACCACAGUGAUUUUAAUCUGCCCAGGGGGAGCACCCAGAUGACAGUUUAAAGUAAAAUAAACUACGGACAAGAUCCUCAGGUCCAUUGCCCUUAUUCAGAUAUGUUGUGGAUGGAAGUCCUAAAAUAUUGGAGUCAGUCUAGUGGUCUUUCUUUUCCCUCCCGUGGUCUUACCAUCCAUUGGCAUGUCAUAAUGAUGGAAAGGCAUGGUGCUUUCUAUCACCCACAGAGUACACUUCAGAAAGCCACCACCUGAUACUCUGAGAACACGCUUCCCUUGCUGCCACUCAGCACAGAAGUAAACCUUGCAUCAAAUAGCAGGUUAAAAUUAGGAGGCUAGUCCCAAGUUAUGAAAAAGGUAAUGUGUGGCAGUGAUUAAAGCCUGGUCUUAUUUUCAUUAGCAUUAGACUAUGCCAUGCUUCAGAUUCCAGCAGUAAAUCUCAGAAGACAUGAAAAGGCACUGGGUGUGCAGAACAGGCCUUCUGUCACCCUGAAGACCCUUGAAUGGCCUCCCCAGAUGGAGUCAUUUUCAUUACAACCUUACAGGAAAAUGGGAAUGGACCUCUGACUAGGUAUACUUUCACAUUAUAGUCAGCCAUAUCCCAAAGGACGUAUAGGAAGUAGCUUAAUCUCUUCUCUUUGAACGGCAGCAGCCACCAGUGUAACCUUGUCCUGCCUUAAAUAUUCUUGCAAAAAAAGUAAGUAAUCACACCUUGCUUAAAACAGUGUAGUUAUAUUAUGAGAAGGACUUCAUAUUUGGUGAGGAUCAAUGUCAAUAAUUUUCUCCUUACCUUGUUAAUAGACAGGCAUUCCAAUAGCCUAUGUUGUCUUAAACAGGCACUUCCCACAGACAGCUAGACUAUGGCAAGAAGAUAAAACAUAGGCAAAUGAAGACACAUGACACAUUCUAAUUAUAUCCUAUAAAACAGUCGACAAUUCACAUUUGGUUCAUGGGAUUCCUAAAUCCCUAAGGCAAAGAAUUACCCUGUCCAUUUCAACCUAGAAAUUAGAACCUAUCUGGCACUUUCUUGGAAAAAUGAGAGGUCAGGGAGUUUGCCUUUAGCAAAUAAUUAACAAAGUAUAAAAGGACCUCUCCUAAUUUUAUGUAUAUAUAUAUAUAUAUAAUGUAAUAUAUAUUUAUAUAUAUAUAUAUCAUUCUUAUAUAGAUAUAUGAAUGAUAUAUACAGGCUUUCUUUGAAAAAAGCACAACAGAGGCAAAGCAGACCAUAUCCUCGGGGAUUAGCUAGAGACUCCUUGUUUCUUUGGUUAUUAUAGUUUUUGUUCCUGUGUCAGAAUCCCAAGUUCCAUGUAAUGUUGCCUCAUCUCAAGUCUGUUUUGUAUACCAUGUAACAUGUCUUAAUACACUGUAUGGAGAAAGUUAAAGUUAGCCUUAGAUUUCUUUGUUUUCUAUGGUUUUUGCUGUACAGAAGAAUGACUUACCUGUAAAUAUUGUAUAUUUAAUAAAGAAAGAAUUUUGUAUCA
Molecule: messenger RNA, 11764 nt
Organism: Peromyscus californicus insignis
Lineage: Eukaryota; Metazoa; Chordata; Mammalia; Rodentia; Cricetidae
Gene: Cntnap5
Product: contactin associated protein family member 5
Exons: 24
Coding region: 501-4421 (1306 amino acids)
Biological process (GO): proteolysis
Molecular function (GO): aspartic-type endopeptidase activity
Source: RefSeq, a predicted model, not a curated record